This is a messenger RNA of Salmo salar (Atlantic salmon), 3437 nucleotides long. RefSeq names its product nuclear FMR1 interacting protein 2-like. Gene Ontology annotation, molecular function: RNA binding. The record is from RefSeq and is a predicted model, not a curated record. Lineage: Eukaryota; Metazoa; Chordata; Actinopteri; Salmoniformes; Salmonidae. Gene Ontology annotation, cellular component: cytoplasmic stress granule; nucleoplasm.
AUUACUUACGUCGAUGUAGCUUGCGUGACUCAUAGCAGAGUGGUUGCAAGCUGUUAAAAAAACAUAUUUAGCUCAUUAGUUAGCUGGGUCAAGCGCUGCAUAUUGCUGGAUGGGGUAGUUAAACGUCGCAUGACAGCUGAUGGUUUGACAGAUGCGGAUUGACCUUGUGCGCCGGUUUCACCACCCAUUUCUAAAUUUAUGCUACUCCCUGACAAAAUUCCCCUGUGUUACUAAUUAGUCAUUUUGUAGUUCAAUUAUUUUGUCACGUGCUUACAUUGACUUUGUCAAAAAACUCAUGCAAAUUUGGUCGGAAUUCCGUUAAAUAUUUUGCUAACAAAAACAAGCCGGCUCCACUGGAAUGUUCUGAGUUGCCAUUUCCCGUCGGCCAUGUUAGAAAAUGCGAGAUGGAAAGCUAACGAGCUAGCUAGUUAAUCCUAGCAACGAGAGUGAGAUUUGUGCAUAAAACAAGUUUCAAUUUUAUUUUGUUUACUACCACCUGGGUGCAGACAGGUCUGCAAAAGCAAGAUGGCUAACUAACUUACUUUCGAGACUUUUCGGGGAUUAAAUAGCUAGUUAGUGCCAGACAUUUUACACUUGCAAGCAGCUUCGGCUGGGUCGGGCCUGUUGCGUUUAGUUAACCAUGAUGAAGCCACGCAAACAUGUUAGCCUGGGCAAUGGAAAAAUAAACACCGGUGAGGUGGAGGGGGAGAAGAUUCUGUCUGCAAAGGAUUUUGUUGGUAUCCCUCUUCCCACCAACAGCAAUGGUAACAGACAUUUGAUAAAUGCUAAUGUAAAACAGAAGUCAACACGCAAUGUUUUUACCACUCUUUCAAAAGUGGGCAGCAAAGAGGGUCUUGUUCACAAGAAGAAUAUGGACCGCAUAAAUGACAAGGCCCUGGAUUUCACUAAUCACUAUGAGGGAAAGUUUUUGGACAAAAAGGAAUCUGCUUUGUUUCUGAAUGGGGUGGUAAACUCUGCUCAUAUUACAAAUGGUUACUCCAGCAAGUCAUCCCCUGAUAAUGAUGGCAGUGGCUCAGAAGGUGGAUAUACUACUCCUAAGAAACGCAAGACCAGACGCAACAGCAUCAAGAACACAGAGCAUGUGACAAGAGAAAGGGAGAGAGUCAUGCAGCAGGGCAAUGCCACACAGGAGCCAGAGGUUUCUGGACUUGAACCAACAGAGAAAUUGCUGAGCUCGCGAGUUGUCCAUAAAGCAGACGCCCAGACAGCAGUCAAGCGGAUGGAUGCUCCAGAGGUGGCUAUGGGUGAACUGCAGAAGAAAAACUCAGACAGUAAGACUGCUGCAGGUGCCUUUGGUAAAAAGUUUGAGAAUAGGCCCAAAGCCAAGCUCUCCUCCUCUUCAAAAGAGGACUCUUGGACUUUAUUCAAGCCCCCUCCAGUAUUUCCUGUGGACAACAGUAGUGCUAAAAUAGUGCCCAAGAUUAGUUAUGCAAGUAAAGUUAAGGAGAACCUCAACAAAGCAGCCCAGGCUGGAGGAGAGGUGCAGCCUCCUCAGGUGCCUGGUAGACUGUCACAGGUCCCCAUGUCUGCUAUGAAAACCAUCAUCUCAGCUAGCUUUACUAAUGGCCCUGUUUCUGGAGAUGGAAAUAGUUGCCCGUCUGUUGGUACCUUCUUCACUCCUGCUGCUAGUAGCAUUCCGCCAGCCCCCUCUCUCCCAUGUGGGGAGAACGUAGCAUCCACUUUGGACAAUGACUAUAACUCUUUAACCAACCCUGCAGUUGUAGAUCUGAGAAAGUGUACUCUUUUCAUUUACCCCCUAAACCCUUUAAAUAUGCAACCUGUGCUCCCUAGUGCUCGCCAAGUGGACACCCAGGCUGCUCAGACAAAUCAGAAAGCCUUGGGGGACAUUUUCCAGAAUCAGUGGGGGCUGUCUUUCAUCAAUGAGCCAAACGUGGGGCCAGAAGGAGGAAGCGGGCCGGUGGCUGCCGUGGAGGGCAAGGUUGCGGUGGUAACAUUUCAAGGGGAGCAAUGCCCUGCUGACAAGCCAGGCCUUGACUCUAAUCUAUCAAUCCCAGAGCCUUUGCCUCUCACUUUGGCUCAAGACUCAGAGAAAAGGACUAGUGCCCCAGCUUGCCCACCUGCUACAGUGAAGGGUGAGGAUGGGGAAAAGGCUCAGCUGUCUAGACAGGACAAGACAAAGGGCGAGGCUAAGAGUCCAGGUGCAGUUUUGUUGGCCUCUUGUAAAGACAUUAGUGCUGAGCCUGACCAGGCCCCCCUGACCAACCUGGUGUUGGGUCUGUCUAAAGAGCCGCCCCAUUCUAAGAGUCUGGACAGAGGUAGCUGGGGGUCGUUUGAUCUGAAAGCUGCUGUUACUUAUCACACUAAAGAAAUGGAAUAUGUUUUCAAUUUGCAAAAACAAGAUCCAAAAAGAGUAGUCUGUUAUGACAAGACCAAGGAUGGACCUGAUCAGUGAGGUAGUGAAUGUCAACAAUUACCUGUACCUUCUCCCUACCUGGGUGCUGCAGAUGUCUUUGGCGGUUAUGAUCCCUUUGGAAAACAAAAUCGAGUCAACUGUGAUAUUGGGACAGAAAGAUGUGUGUCCUGUGACAUACUUUUAUUGGAAUACAGAAUGGGGUAAUGGGAUUUGUUUUUGGGGGGUGCAUCGGAGAAGAGGAAGUUGACAAGGGGAGGUGUAAUAUGAGUAAAUAUUAAUCCAAUUAUUGGCAUUAAGUUGAGCGCAGGAGCUUCGGCUGAUGCUCUGGAUUACACACAGACUCAAACACUUGAAAGAAAUUUUGGGUGCCUCUCCCAUGUGAAUGGACACUUGUGACACUUUCUGCUGUAAUAGGUGUUGGUCUCGUAGAUCCUUCCUCUGGGUGUUGGGGACAUAAGACUGAGGAAGGCGCAAACUGCACCUCCCAAGCCUUUAUCCUCUUGCCCAUUGAACUGUGGUGACUGUCUGACAGUAGGAUGCCUCAAUUGUUUUAGUUCCUCAUGCAUUCAAAUUAGUCCAAUAUAUGUAGAUUUGUGUAUGUGUUAUGAUUUAUGCAUACACAUCAGUAUAUGUGCACAUUUGAAUACAUUUUAAAAGAAAAUGAACUAUAAAUUCUAAGAAUGCCUUGAAAUUUACAAAAUGUGAAGAUUAUGAGAAGGCUGGUAGUAUUGAUAGUCCUGUUAGGCUGCAGGUUAAAUGAGAAAUGUAUAUGUUGAGGGAACGCAUUUGUCUUAAUUACUUUAGUGAAAUAACUAUGCCCAGCAAAGACCUGACUGCUUGGUAUCAGUUUUGACAACUAUUUUACUUUGUUUUGUAUGGUUUAGCGAUUUCAGGUGUGAUCUACAGUAGCAACAAACUCCCAGAGAACAGAUAGAGACGUGUCAAAUCAGAAUGAAACUAAAGCCAUGUCAUAAUCUCGUGGUUCGGUUGUCAGUUUUAGGUAGCCGUGCUAAUCAGUAAAAAUGUUUUGGCAUUAAUUGUC